Molecule: messenger RNA, 2953 nt
Organism: Photinus pyralis (common eastern firefly)
Lineage: Eukaryota; Metazoa; Arthropoda; Insecta; Coleoptera; Lampyridae
Gene: ena
Product: protein enabled
Exons: 7
Coding region: 514-1875 (453 amino acids)
Molecular function (GO): SH3 domain binding
Source: RefSeq, a predicted model, not a curated record
CAGAAGUCGUCGUAUCCGCCGGGUAGCUAAAGUGUGGAAAAUCGUUCGCGUAAAUAAUAAUAAAUAAGCGUGCGGACCGCGGUCGACGAUCUUGACAUCGAAGUUUUCAUGACCCACAUUCAAUUAACCGCCUUUAUCCAGCUUUUUGUAACAAAGAAAAACUUCAACGGAACUUGGAUUUCUACGACCUCGCCCGUGUAUCUUAUCAACAGGUAGUUUUGAUGAAGUCAUCAGUCAUCACCGCGCGCGCGAUUAAAAUUCCAAAAAGUGAAAGUGGGCAAUUAACGCCAAGAAAAAUUGAUUAGCCGCUCAUUGAUUUCGCGCGACGCGAGGGGGGGAGGCACCUGAUAAAAGAAUGUAACGUAAUCGCCUGCUUCAUACAAAUAUUGAACUUUGCUACCCUACUUCCUGGUUUAAUAUAACAAUUCGUGUCAGUGUAAUUUUUAGUUAGUCAUCUGCUAUGAGCGACGACUCAUUAUCCGUUUAGUGCUCGAACCUCGCGCGCGCGUCAAAAUGGACGAAGAUUUCGAAAAGAUUUAUCAGGAGAUUGAGGAUCACUACAACAUCGAGUUGAGACAGGACUCGAUUCGGAAGAGUUGGGAGAAUUACUGGGCUUGUGAGCAGUCGAUCGCAAGUGCUCGUGCUAGUGUUAUGGUCUACGACGAUGUUAACAAAAAAUGGGUUCCGUCGGGCUCGUCUUCGGGACUGUCCAAGGUGCACAUCUACCAGCACACCGUACAGCAAACCUUUCGGGUGGUCGGACGAAAAUUGCAAGAUCACGAGGUUGUCAUCAACUGUGCCAUUUUAAAAGGACUGAAAUACAACCAGGCGACCGCGACGUUUCACCAGUGGCGAGACAAUAAACACGUUUACGGACUGAAUUUCAGCUCGAAAGAGGAUGCCGAUCAAUUUGCACGGGCCAUGUUUCACUCUUUAGAAGUACUUAGUAAUAUAGUUCGACAAGCACCGCCAUCAACACAGUCUUACCCUCCGCCGAUAACGCAGCAGCAGCCGUACGACGAAGACAUGGGCUAUCGCACGAUGACCCGCGAGGACGUCGCGAGCAUACAGGAGAGGCGAAUAUCGACGUCGCUGAUGUCGCCCCAACAGCAGACCUUGCCGAUGAUACCUCAAAAUAAUGUGCCUGUAGCACCGGUUAUGCCUACAGUUCCGAUCGCGCCGAGUCCCGUCUCGCCCCCGUCGGCGACCGCCGGACACCAGCGCACGGCGAGCGCGCCGCCCGCCCCACCGCCGCCGCCGACGGGCGCGCCCGCCGCGACGACGAUGCCGAUGGGCCCGACCGCCGCGGCGCCGCCACCGCCUCCGCCGCUGCCGAGCAACAUCUCGCGGUCGCAGAGCAGCGACGGCGGCGAGAUCAACUCGUUAGCGGCGCAGUUGCAGAGCGCACGACUGAAGAGGAACAGCAAGAACACACCCCCUCCUACGGAAAAUAGUGGAUCGUCGACGAGUAGUGGGGGAAGUAGUAAUUAUGGUACGUUGGGACGCGGAGGAGGCGGUAGUAUGGCCUCUAUGAUGGACGAAAUGGCCAAAACUUUGGCAAGGCGACGAGCUGCUGUUGAGAAGAAAACUGCGGACAUAGAGGAGGACGAAAAGAAAGCAACGUGGGAGAAGACCAACACCUUACCGAACAACUCGUCAAAAUACGCCGAAUCGCCCAAAAGCGUCAGGAAAAGGUUCGGCUCGGCGUCCGAAGAGACGAUACUGAAAGUGAACGGACUGUCGGACAGUAUGACGCUCGGGCCGACCGAGCUGGAGUCUCUCAAAAACGACAUAGUCAAAGAAGUCAAAAAAGAGAUGGCCAAAAUGAAGCAAGACAUUAUAGAUGCAAUUAAAUCGGAAUUGAACCGGAGGUAAUUUACAUAAGUAGCAUCAACCGUAAACUCGUCGUCGAAACCAUUGACUGUAUUAUUUAAUCCAUAUUUGCAACGUAUUCAACUGUACGUUACUGUAAAAAAAUUUUCAUGUUUCCUAUCGGCUGUUCUGUAUAUAACGUAAUAAUUUACGAUUUGUUAAUGUCUAUAAGUAAUGGAUUGGGCAAGGUUUUGCUUCUAGUCUGAGUAAAGAAAUAUAAUUGACGUAUUCCGGUACAGAACAGCUUUUAAUAUAGUGCUAUAUAGAUGUUAUGAAUAUAGAGCACGUUGUAGUAAUUUAUUUUAACGAUUGAUUUCUUGGUGAAUCCUGCGCUUCGCGAGGACGCGCCUUUCGCCGCUCACAUUCCGUUAUGAAGGUCGCGGCGCAUCCUCACGAACCUUUCCACGCUGUAAAUACUUAUCCAAUAAUAAUUUAAGGGACUUCCAAAAACAAUUUUAUUUAUUUUUAUUUUAUAAACUGUAGCUUAGAAAAUAGUCGACGUUAAAGCAUCGUGCAUUUCUACCCGUAACCUUAAACGUACAUUUUUUCGUUUUUAACAAUUUUUUAACCGAUCGUCAUCGCAAUCGUUGUGAUCAUUUGUGCCAAUAAAAUAAUCGCGUGCAUCUGUCGUAGAGAUGCACGAUGCGAGGCCUAAAAGGAGGUGAUGCACAAUUUUUCUCUGGGGGAAAGACGCGAAGGCGGUGUGUUCGAUAGUAAUAUUGUCAAGUUAAAAAUAGCUGCUUAAAUUAGUUUAGUGUUCGCCCGUCAUGUAUACAUCGAACAAGAAUUCAAAAAAAGAAAAACAAAAUUCAUUGUCGCAUUUUAUACGAAACCGUAACAUAUAAUGUGAGGGAAAUUUUUUAAUGGAAAACUUUGUUUGAAAAUCGCCACAGCUUGAAAACGUACGUUAGUAAUAUUCCGAUUCAUUUUUAUGAUAAAAAAAAGAACAAUUUGUGAUAUUUUAUCGGCAUUUAUUUUACUGAUGUUUUUAAAAUUUAUAGUUAUUAGUUUAUGUGUGGUUUUUCUAUGAACAUGUUUUAUAAUAAUAAUAAUUUUGUAUUGUGAUCUCAAGAGAAGCAAG